CCCGCCGCGGGGUGUGGGCCCCGCUGGCCGCGCCGCUCCCUCGGCUGGCGGACCCGCGCCGGCACCCGCUCGGGCUACCGGAUGGCAGCCACCCCCGACAGCCUCUUCCCCUCCGGGGGCGACCUGGACUCCAGCCAGUUGCAAAUGGAGCCGGAUGAAGUGGACACGCUGAGAGAGGGCGAGGACCCCGCUGACCGGAUGCACCCUUUUCUGGCCAUCUAUGACCUGCAGCCUCUGAAAAUGCACCCGCUGGUGUUCGCCCCUGGGGUCCCCAUCACGGCCCAGGUGGUCGGCACUGAAAGAUACACCAGCGGAUCCAAGGUGGGAACCUGCACUCUGUAUUCUGUCCGCCUGACUCAUGGCGCCUUUACCUGGACCACCAAAAAGAAGUUCCGUCAUUUCCAGGAGCUGCAUCGGGACCUUCUGAGACACAAAGUCUUGAUGACGCUGCUCCCUCUGGCGCGCUUUGGCGUGGCCCAUCCUCCUGCCCGGGAGGCAGCAGCCGACCGAGAGAUACCCUCUCUGCCAAGAGUAGGUCCUGAGGGCUCCACCAGACAUGCGUCCAGCAAACAGAAAUACCUGGAGAAUUAUCUCAACCGCCUCCUGACCAUGUCUUUCUACCGCAACUACCAUGCCAUGACAGAAUUCCUAGAAGUCAGUCGGCUGUCCUUUAUCCCAGACCUUGGCUCCAAGGGACUGGAGGGAGUGAUCCGGAAGCGCUCAGGUGGCCACCGAGUUCCUGGCCUCACGUGCUGUGGCCGAGACCAAGUUUGUUAUCGCUGGUCCAAGAGGUGGCUGGUGGUGAAGGACUCCUUUCUGCUGUAUAUGUGCCUCGAGACGGGCAGCAUCUCCUUUGUUCAGCUCUUCGACCCCGGCUUUGAGGUCCAGGUGGGGAAAAGGAGCACAGAGGCGCGCUACGGGGUCAGAAUUGACACCUCCCACAGGUCUCUGAUUCUCAAGUGUGGCAGCUACCGGCAGGCCCGGUGGUGGGGCCAGGAGAUCACGGAGUUGGCCCAGGGCCCGGGCAGAGACUUCAUACAGCUACACCGGCAUGACAGCUAUGCCCCACCCCGGCCUGCGACCUUGGCCCGGUGGUUUGUGAAUGGGGCAGGUUACUUUGCUGCUGUGGCAGAUGCCAUCUUGCAAGCUCAAGAGGAGAUUUUCAUCACAGAUUGGUGGUUGAGUCCUGAGAUUUACCUGAAGCGUCCUGCCCAUUCUGAUGACUGGAGACUGGACAUUAUGCUCAAGAAGAAGGCGGAGGAGGGUGUCCGUGUGUCCGUCCUGCUGUUUAAGGAAGUGGAACUGGCCUUGGGCAUUAACAGUGGCUAUAGCAAGAGGGCUCUGAUGCUGCUCCACCCUAACAUAAAGGUAAUGCGCCACCCGGACCAGGUGACACUGUGGGCCCAUCAUGAAAAGCUCCUGGUCGUGGACCAAGUAGUGGCCUUUGGGGGGCUGGACCUCGCCUACGGCCGCUGGGAUGACCUACACUACCGACUCACUGACCUCGGGGACCCCUCUGAACCUGCUGCCACACAGCCUCCCACCCUGGGCUUGGACUGUCCUGGCACCCCAGACCUCUCGCAAAACCGAUUCUUCUGGCUGGGCAAAGACUACAGCAAUCUUAUCGUUAAAGACUGGGUGCAACUGGAUCGGCCUUUUGAGGAUUUCAUUGACAGGGAGACUACCCCCCGGAUGCCAUGGCGGGACAUUGGGGUGGCUGUCCAUGGUCUCCCUGCCCGGGACCUGGCCCGGCACUUCAUCCAGCGCUGGAACUUCACCAAGACUACCAAGGCCAAGUACAAGAUACCCAUGUAUCCCUACCUGCUGCCCAAAUCCACCAGCACUGCAGACCAGCUCCCCUUCACGCUCCCAGGGGGGCAGUGCGCCACCGUGCAGGUCUUGCGGUCAGUGGACCGCUGGUCAGCGGGGACUUUGGAGAGUUCUAUCCUCAAUGCCUACCUACACACCAUCAGGGAGAGCCAGCACUUUCUGUACAUCGAGAAUCAGUUCUUCAUCAGCUGCUCCGAUGGGCGGACAGUUCUGAACAAAGUGGGCGAUGAGAUUGUGGACAGAAUCCUGAAGGCCCACAAACUGGGGCAGUGUUUUCGUGUCUAUGUGCUUCUGCCGCUGCUGCCCGGGUUUGAAGGUGACAUCACUACAGGUGGUGGGAACUCCAUCCAGGCCAUUCUGCACUUCACUUACAGGACCCUAUGCCGUGGGGAAUAUUCGAUCCUCCAUCGCCUCAAAGCAGCCAUGGGGACAGCGUGGCGGGACUACAUGUCCAUCUGUGGGCUUCGCACACACGGAGAGCUGGGCGGGCACCCAGUCUCGGAGCUUAUCUACAUCCACAGCAAGAUGCUCAUCGCAGAUGACCGGACCGUCAUCAUUGGCUCUGCCAACAUCAAUGAUCGGAGCUUGCUGGGGAAGCGGGACAGUGAACUGGCCGUGCUGAUCGAGGACACAGAGAUGGAGCCUUCUCUCAUGGACGGUGCAGAAUAUCAGGCGGGCAGGUUUGCCUUGAGCUUGCGGAAGCAUUGCUUCAGUGUGAUUCUGGGGGCAGAUGCCCGGCCAGACCUGGAUCUACGAGACCCUGUGUGUGAUGACUUCUUCCAGCUGUGGCAAAACACAGCUGAGAGCAAUGCCAACAUCUAUGAGCAGAUCUUCCGCUGCCUGCCAUCCAAUGCCACCCGCUCCCUGAGGGCACUCCGCGAGUAUGUGGCCGUGGAGUCCCUGGCCACGGUCAGCCCACCUCUGGCCACGUCAGAGCUCACCCAGGUCCAGGGCCACCUGGUGCACUUUCCCCUCAAGUUCCUGGAGGAUGAGUCUUUGCUGCCCCCACUGGGGAGCAAGGAAGGUGUGAUGCCCCUGGAAGUGUGGACAUAGCUGAGGCUCCAGCCGGAGACAACUCACCAGUGGCUGCGCUCCCCCGAGGUGGCUCCCUGCCUCCAACCCUCAGGACUGAGGGCUGUGUCCUUUGACACCCGGGGUGGGCAGGCAGGCCUGAAGGGGACCAGAGAAGUCACAGCAGACCCUCCCUUGAGAAGCAGCCGGAAGAGGACACUCCCUAGCCUGGGCCGGAGAGGCAGGAGAGAGUCCUAGGGAAGUCCAUCCUGCUGCUGCCCCAUUGAAACCAUGGUCCUGGAGGAGAAGCCAACCUCCUGCCCAGGCUGCAUGCCUGGGGAGCCUGUCACUGUAGGGGCAGCAGGCUGGGGCCCGGGCCUCCCCAUCUGUCCCUUCCUCCCCUUCCCUCAAACCCCUCCCUGCCACACCCACAGCUCCAGGGGUAGAGGGAAGCAUGGAGCCUCUCCUGGCUUCAGCCCCAUCCGUGGGGAGGGUGGGGUGGGGCACACACUAACUCCCUGCCCCUCCACCUGACAGAUCACUAGCUUUGUAUCCAUUCGAUAAACAUUUCAGAAAUAAAGGCAUAGAACAGG
Messenger RNA from Nyctereutes procyonoides (raccoon dog), 3434 nucleotides. It is a transcript of the gene PLD2, whose product is annotated as phospholipase D2. NCBI's taxonomy places the organism in Eukaryota, Metazoa, Chordata, Mammalia, Carnivora, Canidae. Gene Ontology annotation, molecular function: D-type glycerophospholipase activity; phosphatidylinositol binding. Gene Ontology annotation, biological process: cell motility; intracellular signal transduction; phosphatidic acid biosynthetic process. The record is from RefSeq and is a predicted model, not a curated record.